This is a messenger RNA of Patella vulgata (common limpet), 642 nucleotides long. RefSeq names its product E3 ubiquitin-protein ligase CCNB1IP1-like. Gene Ontology annotation, molecular function: ubiquitin protein ligase activity. The record is from RefSeq and is a predicted model, not a curated record. Gene Ontology annotation, cellular component: synaptonemal complex. Bases 1 to 642 code for a protein of 213 amino acids. The transcript is spliced from 9 exons. Lineage: Eukaryota; Metazoa; Mollusca; Gastropoda; Patellidae. Gene Ontology annotation, biological process: reciprocal meiotic recombination.
AUGGAUUCACUUAUCUGCAACUUUCCAAAAUGCAGAAAGGAACUCGAAGCCUUUGCAUGGGUAACGUCCUGCUCCCAUAUAUUUUGCGAUGAUGAUGGUUCCAGACAGUUUAGCAAAGCUUUUAAGUGUCCAGCGUGUGAUACAAUAGUAUCUGGAAGAUUUGAUAUUAUACGUGUGGACUUAAAACCAUCGGAACAAUAUAAAUCGAUGGUUCUUGCUGGUCUAAAACCCGAGACAGUUAUGGAAAUCUGCACUCGAUCUUUAUCCUUCUGGACAUACCAGACGCAGCAAGAAAAAUCAUAUCAAGAAUAUGUGUCCAGUAAAGCUAAAGAACGAGCUAUUCAACUAGAACAGUACUAUGAACAAAUUGUAACAAGGACACACGCGGAGCUUAAUACUUUAAAAUCUCAAAUCGGAACCGCAAAAAAGGAACUAGAGGUUGCCAAAAAGAAGUACAAUGAAGUCACUGAAAAGCUACAAGAAAAAAGUCGUCAAAAUCAAAAAUUACAGUCAUUGUAUGAUGCUCUAAGACGUCGAUGUAUAACACCUUGUCUUGGUAAUCGUGAUCAGCCAUCUGACAAUUCCAAGCAUUUACCCACAAACUAUAAUAUACCACUAUCAUUGACAACUGUAGAAGGUUAG